Messenger RNA from Spea bombifrons (plains spadefoot toad), 1611 nucleotides. RefSeq names its product inactive N-acetylated-alpha-linked acidic dipeptidase-like protein 2. NCBI's taxonomy places the organism in Eukaryota, Metazoa, Chordata, Amphibia, Anura, Pelobatidae. The transcript is spliced from 8 exons. The coding region runs from base 121 to 1611 and encodes 496 amino acids. The record is from RefSeq and is a predicted model, not a curated record.
CUGAGCUAAAUAGGUAUAGAAUUGCAGCACUACAGUACACUGCAGAGUCAGAAGGUCAGUGCCUGCACAGUAACUUUUUCAAUAGAAACCAGCUACCUUUGGUGUUAAAAUAUAACUAUAAUGGGAGAAAAGGAGUCAAAUUCAACAAGUGUUUCCCUGCAAGGACAAGAACUUGUGUAUCAUAAACUUGGACUAAGAGCAGGAUCAGACGUACCUUAUAUAGAGAGUGAUGAUAUCCAGACUUCUGCAUUAGAACUAGAGUGGGACAUGGAAACAGAAUUGGAAGAGCUCGGAACUGAACAAUACCAAGGAGAUGAUUUUGCUAACCAACAUAUAGCAAGUCUGCAAAAUCAUGUCUAUAUGACUACAUCCAUUCAGCCAUCCAUUUCACCUAAAGGAGGCUUCCAACGUUUACAAGAGGAGCCAGAAUAUUUUUCACACUAUGCUGAGUCUGAACCAAGAAAGUCCCAGCAGCACUGUUGUACAAUUAUCAAAAUGUUUUGCACAUUUAUGUUUACAUUUACCAUAGGAAUCUUAAUAGGUUAUUUUUCAAACAACAAUCCUCAUUCUGCCAAUUGCAGUCUAGAAAGUGGACCCGUUACUUCAAGCGAGAUCAGUUUUGUCAGUGAGAUUGUAAAAAAUAUCUCUAAGGAAAAUAUUGAAAAACACUACAGAUAUCUCACACAGAUUUCUGUAAAUAAAGCAGACACUGACACAGCGAAAGAAAUUGCUCUUCUAUGGACUUCAAUAGGCUUAAAAGAAGUUCAGUUAGUAAAUUAUUCAGUCUUACUUGACCUACCAGGCUCUUCUCCAAAUACAAUCACUCUGAACAAUGGUCAGUGCUAUUAUCCAAAUGGACAGGAAUGUGAUGAAGAGUCCAACAGUCAUCAGAGUCAGGAGUUUCUGUACUCAUAUGCCGCCUUCUCUGCCAAAGGAACUCUUGAGGGGGAAAUUGUUGAUGUACAGUAUGGUACUGUGGAUGAUCUUCUACAAGCAUCCCAAGGAAGAAAUAUAACAAACAGCUUUGCCCUUUUAAAAUUGGGGGUAUUGCCAUUAUUGUACAAGCUUUCAUUAUUAGAAGAAAUUGGAUUUAAAGGAGCACUGGUGUAUGUUGACCCCUGUGACCUACCUGAAAAUGAAAACCUCAACAACAAAGCAUUUAUGGUGUCCUUAAACAAUGGCGAUGUUCCAGGCUCUAGUACAUCAACCAACAAUAAAAAUUACUGGCCAUUGACACAGAAUUUCUCUUCACUGUUGGUACAACCUGUGGCUGUAUCGCUUUUACAAAAGGUUUUUAGAAUAGCUGACUCUACAAGCCAAACAAAAUGUGUUCCACUUAUGCUACCAGAAACAGAAUACAGUAAAGUCCAUCUUAAGAUUCAGUCGGCACCCACAUACAAGGACAUAACAAAUGUAUUUGGAUUCUUGAGAGGAGCAGUUCUCCCAGAGAUACUGCAGGCAGGCCAGAUGGUGGACAAAGUUGGAUGGCUUCGGAAUGCUGGAUUAUCCUCACUCGACAAGCAGACUCCACAGGAACCAGAGUUUUCUAUUGAAAUCAUCAAGGAUGAAUUUGUUGUAUCUGGAGUCUUUGAAUGGAUUUAUAGAAUCUGA